GGCUCAUUUCAACCGACAUACCCCGUGACGGGCUGAUCUACCCACGGAGACUAAACUGAAAUUGGCGACUACAUUGUGUUUGUUUUACCGUUAUGGGAUCCAUUACAACAUCAGUGUUGUUAGUGAUUGUUUCUACACUGGCGUGUUCAGGUAGUACAUAGAGAAAAUAUUGUUUUCACAUACCUCAGAGUGUAAUUUAACUCUACAAUAACAAGAAUAAACUCGACUCCCGCUGGAUUUUGUGACGUCAAGGGAUUUGCCAGUCUAUUUCGAAAUAUUUCCGUGUUAGAUUAACCUCACACCUCAUUUUAACAUUUCGACCGACAUACGCCGUGACUGGAAUUGGCGAUCACUGAAGGGAACACGUAACCUACAUCAUAUUUGUUUUACCAUUAUGGGAUCCAUUACAGCAACAGUGUUGUUAGUGAUUGUUUCUACACUGGCGUGUUCAGUGUCUGUAUCAUCAAUGCGCGCCGUUUGUGAGGACGCAGCGACAUUUUGGGUGAACAACGAUGUGCAGAAAAUAAAGUCAGGUCGUUAUUCCGUUUCUCCUUCCGAACAAGUUUCUUGUCAAUGGGUCUUCAAAGCCACCAACCCUCGACUCCCGAUUCACCUGGAAAUUCGACCACCCUUCAUUAAACACAGCCGAGAAGCGACCUGUAGCUUGAUAACAACUGUCAAAGACGGAGACACCGUUUUACGUACCUUCUGCGAACGUCAGUCUGAAUUGAAGCGUCUCUACUUUACCGGCUACAGCGGUGCCAUGACCGUCGUUUUGGAGUCCAACAUUCAGACAUCAGCUACCAUGAAGUCGAUCAAGAUCAAAUUUUACCAAGACAGAAACGAUCCGCUAAUUACUACAACUGCAGCUACAGCCACGACUACAAAGAGGCCUACUACCACGACUACAGCCAGGCCUACAACCACGAAAACGGCCUCAGCUACAACCUCAACCUCAUUCUGGCCUACAACUACAACAACGGCUGCAUCAAAGACGACAACCUCAACCUCAUUCUGGCCUACAACUACAACCACGGCUGCAUCAAGGACUAGAACCUCAACCUCAGCCUGGUCUACGACUACAGCCACGACUACAACGACAUCAGACACUGUCACCAUGUGCGGAAUAUCAACGUUGGUUGCAUCAGACCGUGCCAAUUAUAUAUACCCAUAUACUGCCAAGUCGUAUUGUCAAUGGUUCAUCCGAGCAUCGAACCCAAAUCGUCCCAUUCAUCUUGAGAUCCGAUCCGUUUCUGGGAAUACCAUGGUCUGCAAUGAUCAACUAGUUAUUGCCGAUGGUUUACAGAUAAUUCCGAGGCAUUGUAACGGAAGCACGGAGUACUACACGAGUACAGAGGACACCAUGACGGUCUUCUACAACCACGACGGCGAUGUCCUCUCCACCUCACAAAUCAGCAUCAUCUAUUACCAAGAGAAGUAUUACCAAGAGAAGUAUCACGACAAUGACCUGCUGGUCAGACACGUUGUGACAAUAAGUUCAGUUAUUGGUGCCAUCGUCCUGGUUCUCCUCGUCGUCAUACUGAUAACUGCAUUGUGUUGCCGAUAUCGCCGGAACCGUUCGCGUCGCAGCGCCAACCGUACUCUCACCAUGGCAGUCAUCUCAGAUGCAAGGACGGACGCGGGCCCUCCAGCUUACACUGACCUCUUUCCAACCAAGAAGGUGCUGCCACAGAGCAAGGACAAAGUUACUAAGGAUCCAUCACUUCCACAACCGACCAAGAAUCCUCUCCCUUACUACUCAGCUAAAACUGAUCCCGCGCUUGUAGAUCCGGCUAAAUCAGAAUCAAAUAUCUGAUAUCUGGUAUCUGAGCUGUCAGAUUAUGAUGAGAGAUAUACUUUGAUACUUUUGUAGUGUUUUGCUUACAUAUAUGUACUAUGUUUUACACUUGUUUUAAUCAGCUAAUAAACUGUAUUGUCUUGCCGACGUGCACAUCGCCAAAGCCGAUGGCGUCACAUCGUCAACGGUACCACGAAUUCAGCCAUGGAAGUGGUCACGAAUGGUCUGAUAGAUACACCGUCUCCCGCAUAAACUGAUCGGCUUCCAACCAAGAAGGCGCUGGCACACGGAGCAAGUACGAAGUUACUAAGGUUCCAUAACUUCUGCAAAGGUUCAAGAGUGCUGUCCCUUGACAUUUAGCUCGAAUUUUGCCAGCACUUCUGUGUUCGGUUAAACCAGGAUAAAAAAAAGAUUUCUAACAUGCUCAGAUUAUGUUGAGAUCUGUUCCUGGAUGUACUAUAAUACUUUCAGUCUUUUGCGUAUGCAUCAACUAUUUUAUUUGUACUAUCGUCGUUGUUUUGUGAGGGAUUUUUGUUGGGGGUUUUUGUUUGUUAAUGAUAGAGUCUAAUAGUUAUUUAAUAUACCAUUCGAUGUGUCAUUUUCAAAACUAUGCACACUGUCUUGUUUGUCUUGCUAUUCGAUGUACUGUCUUAAAACGAACGACAAAAUUCGUUAUUUGGGCUCAUUUCAGUUUAAAAUGGAUUGUAAUUCUGUUGUGGUUGUCUGUUUUAGUAGCAAAUGUACUUUCCAAUGUUACUAUUAGGGGCGUAGCCCAGUGGUAAAGAUCUCGCGUGAUGCGUGGUUGGUCUGGGAUCAAUCCUCGUCGGCGGACUCAUUUGGGCUAUUUUUUGUUCCAGCCAGUGCACCUCAAAUGGUAUAUCAAAGG
Messenger RNA from Gigantopelta aegis, 2684 nucleotides. RefSeq names its product cell wall integrity and stress response component 3-like. The record is from RefSeq and is a predicted model, not a curated record. NCBI's taxonomy places the organism in Eukaryota, Metazoa, Mollusca, Gastropoda, Neomphalida, Peltospiridae. The transcript has 8 exons. The coding region runs from base 395 to 1816 and encodes 473 amino acids.